GUGUACAGUUUAGACCCCGUGCACCUGCGGGCACCCUGGGUCCUCGUGUCGCCGCCUCUGUUCUAGGGCUUUGGUCACCGCCCUUCGGGACAUCGAUUGUGAACGUUGGGGCGACCUGAAAACAAGAAAGUAGCGAAGUGUUCUACUGCCCUGGUAACGCCGUUAGAGUACAUUGGCUUGGAACUUGGGCACUGCGAAACAUUAGGAAGGCAUACUUGCCAUUGACGUAGUUUUUGAGCAUUGGAAUUGCGUAGUUUUCGGUAUUUUUGGCAGCUGCCAGGCCGUUCAUUUGCUUUAAAAAUGACAGAAGCGAUACAGAAAAAAUUUCAUGCAGAGGUUGAGAAGUACAAGCUGUUGCAGAAAGAUCUUCAAAAAGCCUUGGCUGCUCGUCAAACCCUUGAUGGCCAAAUGAAUGAAAAUGCUCUGGUCAAAGAGGAGAUGGCUCUGCUGGAGGAGGGGGCCCGAGUCUACAAGCUGAUCGGCCCUGUUCUGGUGAAGCAGGACCCGGACGAGGCCGUGCAGAACGUCUCCAAGCGCCUCGACUACAUCAAGGGCGAACUGAAGCGGCACGACGACCUGCUCAAGGACCUGGAGGCCAAGCAGGAGGCCAGCCGGGAGGAGGUGAGCAAGCUGCAGCAGCUGCUGCGACAGACGCAGACCAAGGGCUAGCCGCCGCUCCGGACCGCUGCGGAGUGCUAUCGCCUCGCCCUGCCGGAUCUCUGGUGCUGGACUGCUGGUGUGCUGCGCGGCGCCCGGGGAGAGCGGACCUCCGCCGAGGGACCGCAGCUCCGGUGUGGGACUGGGCGCGCGCGGCGCUGAUGGCCGGAGUGGCGGCGUGCUGCCGCGAGGGGGGGGGGGGGGGGGCGUGUCGAGCGCUUGCUUCGUUUCGCUAAUGAUCUGCCAGUCAGGCGUCGUUUCCGGAUGCCCGGCACUGGCUAACUGUUGGAAAGUAUUAACAGUCGUUCGCUGUGUUGAGCUAAUACAGCCCAGCUGCAGAGAA
Molecule: messenger RNA, 1000 nt
Organism: Pollicipes pollicipes
Lineage: Eukaryota; Metazoa; Arthropoda; Thecostraca; Pollicipedomorpha; Pollicipedidae
Gene: Pfdn6
Product: prefoldin 6
Exons: 4
Coding region: 301-669 (122 amino acids)
Biological process (GO): chaperone-mediated protein complex assembly; protein folding
Cellular component (GO): prefoldin complex; cytoplasm
Molecular function (GO): protein-folding chaperone binding
Source: RefSeq, a predicted model, not a curated record